UCGGAGCUGGAAGCCAAGGUCCAUCUUCUCAUGGUUGUCACGGCAGUUUUUUUUUCACGGACAUAGCACGGACUAGAUCGACGGCCGGAAUCAGCGAUCUGUGAUUUGCGAGUCGGGAUCUUUGAUGACUUGCUUAGGCUAGUCAGCGCUUUGCACAUUGUAAGUACUGCAGGAUCAUUCCGGUGCAAAGCAUCGAUCAACUACGUCGAUACCGCGCCAUGUCGAACUGCCACAUGGUCGAGUCCAAGCCAAGAUGACUGCUGAUCCUGACCAAGGUUUGAGCUUGUGAUACUUCCGUGGCUCACUUGAGAUGUCAGAGUCACGUGCUAUAUGUUUUGGAGUUGAACCAAAUCCAACUUGAACAUUGAUCGUCCCGAAAAGGAAACAUACGACAACGCCUGAGGAUGUGCAAACGAGAGGAUAGCGGGUAGCACAUCUGCACUAUGCAUAGUAGUUGGCACCCCG
This is a messenger RNA of Mycena citricolor, 465 nucleotides long. Lineage: Eukaryota; Fungi; Basidiomycota; Agaricomycetes; Agaricales; Mycenaceae. The record is from the annotation of a GenBank genome assembly.